AAGGCACCCUCCAGGUCAUAAAGAACAAGGUGAAUUAUAGUUGUCAUUGGUAGAAUGAUCUUAGCAGUCUGACUCAUAGAUGUAAAGAAGAAGAAGUAGAACGCAUGUGAGGCGAGCAAGUAUACAUUAGAAGAAAUGGGUUAAUUUCUAAGUAAAUAAUGAAAAUGUAUAUUUUUAACUAAAACUAAAACCGUAUAUUUUCAACGGAUUGUGGAUUUGUAAAAUUACGGUGAUGCGAAUACACCGUGACUAAAUGUUAUUAAAUAUGGUGUUAGUUAAAAUAAGCUUGUUGAGUAAAAUAUUUACUUGUCUCCUGGUGUUGAUGUCGAUUUUGCUGCUCUAUACCCUUUUUGCGAGAAAACCGAUAAAUGAACAAACGUUAAACGUUCAAAUCAGUUUGUUUAGUCUACUAAAGACUGCGAUAAUAGCAGCGGAAGAGGGAGGACGAUAUGUUGUAUCAGCAAGAAACAAUUUCAAAAUUGACAGCAAAGGGAAAACGAAGGAGGGCGCAGAAGAUACCGUAACUACCGCCGAUUUUUUGUCGCACUGCGCGAUGCUUAACGUUUUCAAAACCGCUUUUGCUGACUUGACAGUGGUAUCAGAAGAAAAGACAGCAGCUUGCGAGAAUGGCAAUGUUAGACACGAAAGUAGUCCUUGGGAAACAUCCGUAGGUCCCGUCAAAGACCGGUAUGUUUCUCGAGAGGACGUGAUGGUGUGGAUAGAUCCACUGGAUGCGACCCAGGAAUACACAGAAAAAUUGUAUGAGUACGUGACUACAAUGGCGUGUGUCGCGGUAAAAGGUCGACCCAUAUUAGGUGUGGUACACUACCCUUUUUCCAGAACGACGUCGUGGGCUUGGGUGGGAAAUGUGCUUUCUCCGGAUUUGAGACCUGCAGAGGGCCGACUCGAGAUGCAAAAGACGAAAAUAAUCGUAUCGCGAUCGCACAGCGGGCCGAUCAAGGAGGCGCUCGCCAAGAGUAUGCGAAACUUCGAGCUUAUCGUGGCGGCGGGAGCGGGUUUCAAGGCCCUGAAAGUAGCGAAGGGCGAGGUCGACGCCUACCUUCACGCCACGGCCAUUAAAAAAUGGGACACGUGCGCCGGCAACGCCGUACUCGACGCCCUUGGUGGACGAAUGACGACGAAACAUAACUUCACUAUCGAUUACGCAGACGCGAGCGACGCCGUAAACACCGACGGCCUAGUCGCUACUUUGAAGAACCACGAAUCGUUUUUGGGCAAAUUUUAACAGACUAAAGCGCAAUUUAUACAGGGUUAUUCACGAUAUAUGGCACAGAAUCGUGUGGCCACAAUUGUUUAACUUUUGGAAUGUGUGAUUAAUGUUACUUUAAUACCGUAGAGGUUGCCCCAAGUGUUAUUUAUUUCAUUUAUUUACUUGGUUGUUUAUGUAAUUGCAAUUUUUACAAGUCUAAAAAUGAUAAAUAACUGCCAGCAGAAAUUAACAUUACGCCAUUAUUAAAGGUAUCAGUUGUUAAAAAUACCAUUUUGGAUUGUCCAAUCAAAAUGAUUGUAUGUUUCAAUAAGGUUCUUGAUACCUAAAUCUUAUUUUUAUAGUAUGAUCUACGAUUCUAUAAUGUUAUGUUUCAAUACGUUUUUUUUUUUUUAAUUUUAAAAUUUAAUUGAAGUUUAAUUUUAAGUUCUUAAUUGCAUAACAAAUAUUUAAAUUAUGUCAGUCACAUAGUGAAUAGAGUGUAAUAUAGACCAAUUAUAGAAAAUUUAACAUAUUAUACACCACCAAAUUUAACUUAAUUAAUUUAAAUAUAACUCCAUAUUUUUUUAAAUUGCCAGGUAGUGUACUAUUUAAUUACGCAUCGAAUGGUUUCAGGUGUUACAUAGCUAAUUCCCCGCGUUUUCCUAGAAUACAGGAAAUUAUUGAUUUUUUGUGUUAUCUAAAUAUAUGCUUUAUUACAUCUAGUUGCCUUUGACACUUGGAGAUGACAAAUAAUUUAUUAAGGCAGUUAUUUUGGUAUGGUUUUACUGUACGGUCUGUUUAUUGAAAUAGUGACAUGUUUUCUAGUAGCGGAGUUUCUGUAACUAACCUUGCUUAAAUUGCUAAGAUGAGAAUAAAUUUUUGGCCACCCUGUAUAAGACGCCUUUAACAAUUAAUAUAUAAAAUAUGGUCUAUGGUUUCGAUCCUUAAAAAAAACCUUAAAUACUUCACAUGUAAUUGAGAAAUUAAAAUUAGGUUAUAUUUUGAGAAACUUUGAAUUAUUUAAAGAACCUUAAGAUUUAGGUAUUGUAAACGUUAUUGAAACAUUUGUUUGCAACAUCCAAAAACGCUACUAUAAUAUACAGGAUGGUCCGAAUUCAGCAGAUAAAAUGAUAAUAAUAAUAAUAAUAAUAAUGAUUCAUUUUGAAGAAAAAAAAGUUUUUUCUUGUUCUUAAAACUUUUCUAAAUUUUGCUUUGAAACUAACCAAAAUUAAUCAAAA
This is a messenger RNA of Cylas formicarius (sweet potato weevil), 2448 nucleotides long. RefSeq names its product putative inositol monophosphatase 3. Gene Ontology annotation, molecular function: 3'-nucleotidase activity. Lineage: Eukaryota; Metazoa; Arthropoda; Insecta; Coleoptera; Brentidae. The transcript has 3 exons. Gene Ontology annotation, cellular component: endomembrane system. Bases 254 to 1246 code for a protein of 330 amino acids. The record is from RefSeq and is a predicted model, not a curated record. Gene Ontology annotation, biological process: phosphatidylinositol phosphate biosynthetic process.